Vombatus ursinus (common wombat) is the source of this 2794-nucleotide messenger RNA. RefSeq names its product phosphatidylinositol specific phospholipase C X domain containing 1 (gene PLCXD1). Gene Ontology annotation, biological process: lipid metabolic process. Gene Ontology annotation, molecular function: phosphoric diester hydrolase activity. The record is from RefSeq and is a predicted model, not a curated record. The transcript is spliced from 7 exons. Bases 198 to 1124 code for a protein of 308 amino acids. Lineage: Eukaryota; Metazoa; Chordata; Mammalia; Diprotodontia; Vombatidae.
ACUUUGGAUUGUCUAUUGGCAGAGGAAGAGGAAGAAGAGAAUGAGGCACUGAAGCUGCUAUGUAGAAUCUUUUUAUUUUUCUUCAACAACUGAGAGGCUCACGCUGAGAACUCAAUGCCCUGUAAGGGCAAAAUCUGUGGAAGAAGGACCUGUACUAAACAAUUGAGGUGCCUAGCUCUUCAACCUGCUUUUAGAACAUGAGUGCUACCAAUGCACAAUGGAUGUCUGAGCUGCCUCCCAAACUCUGGGACAUCCCUCUUCACCAUCUUUCCAUUCCAGGGAGCCAUGAUACAAUGACCUACUGCCUGAAUAAGAAAUCUCCAAUCUCACAAAAUCAAUCAAAGCUCCUGCAGGUGUUAAAUAAGGUGAUUCCUUGCAUCACUCGUCCAGUGGUAUUAAAGUGGUCGACAACACAGGCACUGAAUAUAAAUGAGCAGCUGGAUGCUGGAAUCCGGUAUUUUGAUCUGAGGAUUGCUCACAUGAUCGAUGGCUCUGAGAAGAAUUUGCACUUUGUACACCUUAUAUAUACAACAGCCUUAGUGGAGGAUACCCUAACAGACAUUUCAGAGUGGUUACAGAAUCACCCUAAGGAGGUGGUGAUAUUAGCCUGCAGGAAUUUCGAAGGAAUGACCAAUGAACUUCAUCAGUAUCUUGUCACCUGUAUAAAAAACAUUUUUGGAAAAACAUUGUGUCCCAGAGGUGAAUUGUUGACACUGAAGCAACUGUGGAGACAUGGUUACAGGGUUAUUGUCUCAUAUGAAGAUGAGUUUACUGUGCAUAGGCACAAGGAGCUAUGGCCUGGAAUUCCAUAUUGGUGGGGAAAUAAGGUGAAAACAGAUGAUCUGAUCUGUUAUUUGGAAUCAAUGAAAGAAUCUGGACGCCCAGAUGAAUUAUUUGUUGCAGGGAUUAACCUUACUGAAAACUUUCAAUAUGUUCUGGCCCAUCCAUCUGCAUCACUGAAGAAGAUGACUUUACCUAACCUCCCAUACCUGAAUGCAUGGGUUCGGAAACAGUGUCCCGGUCCAGGGACAAAGUGUACCAAUAUCAUUGCUGGAGACUUCAUAGGAUCUGACAGUUUUGUCAGUGAUGUCAUUGCUCUUAAUCAAAAACUUCUUAUAGAUUGACUAUGUUCCUUUUUUUUUUUUUUUUUGAGGUGAGGUAUUCAGGUUGCCUCUUUGUUGCCUGAUUUUUAAUCAUUCUAGGUAUUUUUUGAGGCUUCUGAUUGGACAACAGAACGGAAAGGGAAUUGAGUAGAAGCAAGCAGUAGUGGCCUUAGAACAGAAAUCCUGGGAAUUCUACCAAUCGGUGUCUUCCGAGCUUUUAUCCUGGCUUUGCCUCUUAGACAAGCCAUUGUUCUUUACGUUUCCCAAGUGAUUAAAUCCCCAAGGAUUUAAUUUUACUUAAGGACAUGAUUUCAUUAGUGUGGGUACUCCCUCCACUUAUGCAGAUUGCAACUCCUCUAUACCUUAGUAGAUAGUUUAAUGAAUUGCAGUGGCUAACAAAAAAUUCAUCUUCUAAUGGUCUACCUUCUGGUCAUGCCUCUCCAAAUUCAGACCACUGUUAGGCUUAUACUUAAAAGCCCUUCAAGCUGCCAGAGCUUGCCUUCAAGAAGUUGAGGUCACUUACAUUCUACAAUGAGGCAUCCAAAUAGGACCCUAGUGGAAGAUAUGAUUACAUAAUAUACACUAAUAAUUAUGGGAAAUUUGUAAGAGGGUGAACCAUCUGGAGCUCUUAAGAAAAGGUCAGCAUGAAGUUAAAUUCUCUGUUCAGUCAAGAUAAAUACUGCAGAUUCCUUAGGGUAAAAGAAACUCACCAUUGUAUACUUCAGUUCUUUAAAAGACCACUAGAAUAGCAUUUUGACAACUGCAAAAGAUAAGCCCACAGGUCCAACUGAAUGUGAAAAGCUUUUUAUAUUCCUGUUGGACAAGUCCAAUUGUCUCAGAUUUCUCUCAGAAUUUUAUACUCAUAGCUUAUUUUUUUAGCUUCAUUAGAAAUGCCUGUGGACUUUCCUCUUCCCUGGCCCUUGAGGCUUUCCACUGGCUUAACUGAUUUGCUUCAGUGCUUCCAGUUGUAAAAUGGAAUAAAUUUCUUGUGAUGUUUGAGAACAGUUUAUUACUCAGAUUAAAGAUGUUAAUAUAUUCAUUAUUAUUCCCAGAAAUUUUAUUAUAUUGUAUAAGUAAUAAUAGAAACAUAUCCCCAUUACAUUUUACCAGAGGGUCAUUAGGCUCUGGCAUAUCCAUCUGGAUCACUGAUGAAAAGGACCAACCUUCCAUAUAUGAAUGCAUGGAAGUAGUGAUCAUUAUUUCUUUAAUGAACUUUCUUCUUUCUCAAAUCCCAUGCCAUUUUGUUUAUCAAAGUUUUCCUCCUGACAAUUUCCCGUUUUGUCCCCACCUGGACUCUAUUUACCAUUCUCAUGCAGCCUAAUCAAAAUGUUGCUUCAGAUAAUCUUGCUUUCCAUGAAUUCCUAAGCAAUCCUACAGAACCCCUUUGCUGUUCACUUAGCAUUCUAAAACUUCUUGUCCUCAAACUUGAACUCUGUGUUCCCUAUCUAAAGUUGAAAUUUUGCUCUUAUAAUUAUUUUGGUUGUUUUUCAAGGUGGUUUUUUUUUUUUAAAUUCCUUGCUUUUAUCUUGCAAGCAAUGUCUUUGUCACGUACUCAUUCCCUGUAUUCACAUACCUAUGUGUCCAAGUUUCAAAAAUGAAAAGGCUACAUUACCUCAUUUUAUUUCUGUAGCUUUAAGAUGCUGUGACUUUAGGGUUUUUGGCAAUAGAAUAAAUACAAGUUGUAUUUAUUA